AUGUGGAAGCUGCUCCCCGCCGCGGGCCCGGCCCGAGGUAAGGAACCAUUCAGACUUUUGACUGGUGUCGAAUACGUUGUUGGACGGAAAAACUGUGGCAUUCUAAUUGAAGGUGAUCAGUCAAUCAGUCGAAAUCAUGCUGUGUUAACUGCUAACUUUUCUGUAACCAACCUGAGUCAAACAGAUGAGACUCCUAUAUUGACAAUAAAAGAUAAUUCUAAGUAUGGUACCUUUGUUAAUGAGGAAAAAAUGCAGAAUGGCCUUUCCCAAGCUUUGAAGACAGGGGAUAGAGUUACUUUUGGAGUGUUUGAAAGUAAAUUCAGAGUAGAAUAUGAGCCUUUGGUUGCAUGCUCUUCUUGUUUAGAUGUUUCUGGGAAAACUGCUUUAAAUCAAGCUAUAUUGCAACUUGGAGGACUUACUGUGAACAAUUGGACAGAAGAAUGUACUCAUCUUGUCAUGAUAACAGUCAAAGUUACCAUUAAAACGAUAUGCGCACUCAUUUGUGGACGUCCGAUUGUAAAGCCAGAAUAUUUUACUGAAUUUCUUAAAGCAGUUAAGUCCAAUAAACAGCCUCCACAAAUUGAAAGCUUUUACCCACCUAUUGAUGAACCAGCUAUUGGAAAUAAAAACAUUGAUCUGUCAGGACGACAGGAAAGAAAGCAAAUCUUCAAAGGGAAAACGUUUGUAUUUCUAAAUGCCAGACAGCAUAAAAAGUUAAGUUCAGCAAUUGUUCUUGGAGGAGGAGAUGCUAGGUUGAUAACAGAAGAAAAUGAAGAAAAAGAUAGUUUCUUUUCAGUCCCUGGAAUUUGUGUUGUUGAUGUAGGAAUAACAAAUUCACAGACUCUGAUUCCUGACUCUCAGAAAAAAUGGAUUCACUCAAUUAUGGAUAAGCUCCAAAGGCAGGGGCUUAGACCUAUUCCUGAAGCAGAAAUUGGACUGGCGGUCAUUUUCAUGACUACAGAGAAUUACUGUGAUCCUCAAGGUCAGCCCAGUACAGCACUGAAGAUGACUCCAGGGCCAAGCCUUUCCCAAGGCUUAUCAGUCAAUGAAAAGCUAAUGCCAAGUGCCACCCUGAAUACCACAACAUAUGUAGCUGACACGGAAUCAGAGCAAGCAGAUACAUGGGAUUUUAGUGAAAAACCUAAAGAAAUCACAAUCUCCAGAGUGGAACAAAAAUUCAGAAUGCCUUCACAAGAGACAUCCACUGUGAAGGAAUCCCCCAAAAUAAGCUCUAAUGAUAAAAAUGCAGUAUCAGAUACUCUGGAAAGGAUGAAAAUCCCAACCUAUCAGCUUUCACCAAGUAAAUUCUCAGGUGUAAAUAAAAGUAGAGAUCAGCCUUCUCAGCAGCUGCAGACCAGCUCCAUCAAAAACUACUUUCAGCCUUCUACCAAAAAAAGGGAAAGAGAUGACGAAAAUCAAGAAAUUUCUUCACCCAAAUCAGCAAGAGUAGAAAUGUCUUGUUCUCUUUUAGAACAAACACAGCCUUCUACACCCUCAGUAUGGAAAAAUAAGGAGGAGCAUCUAUCUCAGAAUAAGCCUGUGGAAAAGAAACCAGAUAAUUUACUUACAGAUAGAGAUUUAAAAUCCACCGUGAAAAAUUUUGCCAGUAAAUCUCUUUCUACAGAAAAACUAAGAUCAGAAAAAAAAGAAAUUGUUGACUUAGCCGUAGAAGAUGAAGUAUUAGAUCAGUUAUUCAAGAACACAAAACCAGAGUUAGAAAUUGGAGUGAAAGUUCAAAAACAAGAGGAAGAUGUCAAUGUUAGAAAAAGGCCAAGAUUGGAUAUAGAAACAAAUGGCACUUUUAAUGAUGAAGCAAUAUCAGAAAGUAACAGAAUAUCUAUCAAAGAUGAACUUCAGGAGGAUGAUGAUAUGCUUCCAAGGAAGGUGUUACUAACUGAAUUUAGAUCACUGGUGGUUAGUAACUCUGCCUCCAGAAAUGCAUCCAGUGUAAAUAGUGAUUAUGGUCCACUAAAGAAUUUCAAGAAAUUCAAAAAGGUCACAUUUCUUGGAGCAGGAAAACUUCCACACAUCAUUGGAGGAUCAGAUCUAAUAGCUCAUCGUGCUCAGAAGAAUACAGAAUUAGAAGAAUGGUUAAGGCAGGAAAUGGAGGUGCAAAAUCAACAUGCGAAAGAAGAGUCUCUUGCUGAUGAUCUCUUCAGAUACAAUCCUAAUGUAAAAAGGAGACGAUAACUGAGGAUUUUAUAAAGGAGCCGCAGAAAAACAUUUCCUCUCAAGCAUUUACAUCAAGUUUCCUCUGGCAUACAUUCAUUAAGUAUAUAGAAGGGAUUUAAAUUACAAAGGUUUUAUGGCCUAAAUUUGUUGAAUAAAAUGCACAAACUCCA
Messenger RNA from Odobenus rosmarus divergens (Pacific walrus), 2342 nucleotides. RefSeq names its product nibrin (gene NBN). Gene Ontology annotation, molecular function: protein binding; damaged DNA binding. Gene Ontology annotation, biological process: mitotic G2 DNA damage checkpoint signaling; telomere maintenance; double-strand break repair via homologous recombination. Gene Ontology annotation, cellular component: Mre11 complex; nucleus. Bases 1 to 2190 code for a protein of 729 amino acids. The transcript is spliced from 15 exons. The record is from RefSeq and is a predicted model, not a curated record. NCBI's taxonomy places the organism in Eukaryota, Metazoa, Chordata, Mammalia, Carnivora, Odobenidae.